UCCGAAAUCAGGCGAAGAAGUCUCUCUCUCUCUGUAGCAGUUUCAGCAUCGGAAUCAAUUUUGGGAUUUGGGAGAAAAUGGCGUCGGGGUGGGGGAUAACGGGAAACAAAGGGAGAUGUUACGAUUUCUGGAUGGAUUUCAGCGAAUGUAUGUCUCAUUGCAGAGAGCCAAAGGAUUGUUCUCUUCUUCGUGAAGACUACCUCGAGUGUCUUCACCAUUCCAAAGAGUUCCAACGAAGAAACAGGAUUUACAAAGAGGAGCAGCGUAAACUAAGAGCGGCUUCAAGGAAAGGCGAAGAAACCGGGGAUGGCACUCAUAGUCAUCAUUAAAACGACGACACUAAUCAUCCUUGGAGUUUGCAUCUUUCGCAGCCGAGAAGAAGAAUAAAAAGCUUCUUGAUGAUUCUGUAUGUUGUUCCAAACUUCAUUUGAUCGUUUUCACUAUGCUUUUGUUAUGAAAGCUCUGUUUUUUUUUCCCUUUUCCUUGUCUAUUUCCUUUGACUGAGUUGUAACUUGCCUUUGGCUGUUUAUCAAACACAGACUCCUUCUCUCAUGGUAAUAAUUCAUUCUCUUACAGGUAUAU
Messenger RNA from Thlaspi arvense, 582 nucleotides. The record is from the annotation of a GenBank genome assembly. NCBI's taxonomy places the organism in Eukaryota, Viridiplantae, Streptophyta, Magnoliopsida, Brassicales, Brassicaceae.